Molecule: messenger RNA, 1419 nt
Organism: Aspergillus luchuensis
Lineage: Eukaryota; Fungi; Ascomycota; Eurotiomycetes; Eurotiales; Aspergillaceae
Exons: 2
Coding region: 1-1419 (472 amino acids)
Source: RefSeq, a predicted model, not a curated record
AUGACUUUGCUCAUCUUCGUAUUGGGCCUGCUCCUCGGUGGCAUUUCUUGCCUCGAGGGUAUGACGUUCAGUCCUUGUAGUGAUGACUACCCCUCUCAGGUCCAAUACCUCGGCCCAUGGGAAGAAACGCCGUCGCAUGCCCCCACCCCUGGUUAUUACGGUCGUGAACGCUCGCCAUCCGUGUUUAGCAUUUCAUCGGACCAUGUACUUGAGGGGCGUUCUUCCCCCUCAUACCAACAUCCAUCCAAUCAACUAGGUUUCCAAGAUGAUGAACCAGGAAACGGAAGAACAAACGACCGACGAUCUUCAGGCUGCCUUGUCUACGUAAUCGAAUGGAAGGUGACUCUGAAUAACCGCCUAUUGAAGAGAGAUACGGAGCAGGACUUAGUUCUGAAGCCCCACACAUACUGGGGAAAGAUAAAGGAAGAUGCUGAAAAGGCUGUCCGCCGGAAAAUCAAACGCCACCAGCGAUUCAGGCCAGACGAUACUGAGAUCAUCGUAUCUGUGAAUGACCGCAGUCAAAAUGAUCUGAUUAAAACCUUCGACAACACUAACAUUGAUUGGACAGUCAUAGAAAAGCAGCUCCUAAUGUGGGGUAGACUUUCACGUGUACCUGGUAAAAGGGUGCGCCUUCGUAUCUCCAUUAACUAUAUUGUAGACAGUGAUGAUUAUCCAUCGAGAAACUUCGAAAAAAGAGGCCCAACAUCGGUGACGAAAGGAAUGCUUACUGAGAGAGACGCUCGAAUUGACGCAGAGGACGUGUCAGGGCAACACACAGUCUGGAGGGAUGUGUACAAGAAAAUGCGUUGUCCAGGCCCACCCUGUCGCCAUGAUGGCCAGUAUUGCUGGCAAGACCCUUUGGGAAAAAAGCAUUACAAAUUGAAAACCCAUCAUCUGAGGAGUCUGGUCAAGUUCGUCGAGAAUGGUGGCGAAUUAGAGACACACGAAGACGUUCCAGACGAUAUUCGUCAGCAGUUGUACGGCGAGGAGGAACAACGCCUUGAGAAACAGAAGAAAGGGGGCCAGAACGCACAGGGUGGGACAAUGUGGCCGCCAAUCAAUAUUAAUGUCCUCCCGUCACAGUCAUCUCAUCCCUCGCAGAUGUACAGUAACGCGUCUCCGAGUGUCACUUGUGGGCCUAUUGAUAUACCGGGCCCGCUUGACACAGCGAUCGAUGAGUACACGGCUUGGCAAAAAUCCCGUGUGAGUCGUGAUUCUUUCAAGGAGCAGAUGGACAUAGCCCGCAAUGUGGCAUUGGAGAACUGUCUGGAUCUGAGACAGAUCCAUAAGGAUCAGGACUCAGGGUUUUUCGUCAGCCAAGGCGUGAAAGUUGGUGCUGCUCGCCGAUUUGUUAGUGAGAUCAGAAGCUGGCUUGAAGAACGUGGGAAUAGAAGAGACUCUGAAGAUAGCCUGGACUAA